This is a messenger RNA of Fukomys damarensis (Damara mole-rat), 699 nucleotides long. RefSeq names its product polysaccharide biosynthesis domain containing 1 (gene Pbdc1). Gene Ontology annotation, cellular component: cytoplasm. Lineage: Eukaryota; Metazoa; Chordata; Mammalia; Rodentia; Bathyergidae. The record is from RefSeq and is a predicted model, not a curated record.
UGCAAAACGACUUCCGGGAAGGUGAAUACAGGCUUCCUUGGCUGCCACGUGGAGUGUACCCGCGGAAUGGAUGAACCGGUUUCCGGGGAGCUGGUGUCGGUGGCACAUGCGCUUUCUCUCCCGGCAGAGUCUUAUGGCAAUGAUCCGGAUAUUGAGAUGGCUUGGGCCAUGAGAGCAAUGCAGCAUGCUGAAGUCUAUUACAAGCUGAUUUCAUCAGUUGAUCCACAGUUCCUGAAACUCACCAAAGUGGAUGAUCAAAUCUCUUCUGAAUUCCGGGAACAUUUUGAGAAACUCAAAAUAGAUGUAUUGGACCCAGAAGAAUUCAAAUCAGAAUCAGCUAAAAAGAAGUGGAGGCCAUUCUGCUUGAAGUUUGAUGGGAGUGUAGAAGACUUCAACUAUGGUACUUUGCUGCGACUGGAUUGUUCUCAGGGUUACACAGAGGAAAAUACUAUGUUUGCUCCCAGGAUACAAUUUUACGCCAUUGAAAUUGCUCGGAAUCGAGAAGGCUAUAACAGAGCAGUUUAUAUCAAUGUUCAGGACAAAGAAAGAGAGAAAGGAGCCAAUGGAGGAGAGAAUGGAGGAGAGAAAGAAGCUGACAGUGGAGGAGAAGAAGAGAAAGUAGAGAAAGGAGCAGAUAGUAAAGGAGAAAAAGAGGAAAGAGUCACCAGAGAGGAAGAAAAAAAAACUGACAAAGGAGGA